Molecule: messenger RNA, 874 nt
Organism: Bombus pyrosoma
Lineage: Eukaryota; Metazoa; Arthropoda; Insecta; Hymenoptera; Apidae
Gene: Sec20
Product: vesicle transport protein SEC20
Exons: 4
Coding region: 161-874 (237 amino acids)
Biological process (GO): retrograde vesicle-mediated transport, Golgi to endoplasmic reticulum
Cellular component (GO): SNARE complex; endoplasmic reticulum
Molecular function (GO): SNAP receptor activity
Source: RefSeq, a predicted model, not a curated record
AUUUGCGUUACCCUAUGUAGGUAAGAUAUAGGAAUUUAUAAUAUUGCGCACGUAGAAGAAACAAAAUGAUGUUAAUCUAAUGUUUACAAAUUAAUUCCGGUAAUAUUACGAUCAUCAUAUAAGUGUCACAUAAGGGAACUGUCAAAAAACACGUGCCUCGAUGGACACCGAGCAGCAUGCAAUAGAAUUUAUUCGUCAAGAUAUCGUAAAGAAUCACCUUCAAGUUACAGCUGUAAUACAAGAUAUCCAACAAUGUAUUGGCCCUUUGGAAUUACUUAAUAAAUUAAAUGCAGAAGGCAGAGCAAAUAUAGCGGCUUUAAAGUCAUCUAUAGAUAAAUUAAUAUCACUAGCAGAGAGAGAAUCCUCGGAGAAAAAGAAAGUAGAAUUACUGGCAGAGGUAGAUAAUUACAGGCAGCAACUCAAUACUUCUUUAGCCGCAUUUCGUAAAGCCAAUGUUGUUAGCGUAUGUGUGAUAGAUAAGCUUGCUAAAAAAGAACUGCUCUCCAUGUCUAAGGAGCAGCAAGAAAUGCUCUCCAUGCCUGAAGAGGAGCAAACUGCUAUUCGUAGGAGGCAUGACAAGCGAAAUCUAGCAAAUACAUCAAGUCAACUUUCUGACAAACUUUUAAGUAUAUCUAGACAUUUAGCUGAAACGACCCAAAAAAGUGCGGAUACAUUGGAUACACUGAUAAUAUCAUCGGAUAAAGUUACCACUACCAAAGACGAAUUAGAACAUCAACAGCAAGUUAUAGUUCAAUCUGGAAAACUUUUAGGCAAAUACGGUAGAAGGGAAAUUACCGAUAAAGCUUUAGUAACAUUGGCAUUUGCAUUUUUCCUUGCCUGCGUUUUUUACAUUUUACAGAAAAGAAUAUUUUGA